CGCGGAUCCUUAAGCUUCGUUUCAUCUAUUUUAGUUUCAACAUUAACCGCAAUGCCUAGCAAUAACAAAGUUACGAAAAAUGUAGAAAAUAAUGCCAACGGGGCCAGAAAGAAGACUGGUGAGGUAUCAAAGGCUACCCAGGGGCCAGCAAACCCCGCGAAUCGGGAACACCCAAAUGUACCCAAUAAACGCGACAACGAGAAUGUCCCUAGAACAGCAUUCCAGGCGGCAUCAAAAUUAAAACAACGCAAUACAUGGCAUGUGCCAUCAGAACUUUCGAGAAACCAUAAUGAACUAUCCGAGGUGCAAACAAAACACUCUGCACUGGAAGCAGCACCUAAAUCGGCCGCCCCCAUGACACCAAGCACCUGGGAGCGGGAAGCAGCACCUGGAAUGUAUGGGAACGAGUUGGACAACGACAUCUACCGGGGAAUUUCCGAGCUGACAACGGAACCUUCUAGACAGAGACCACAGGCAGGUGCACUGGCAGGUGGCAAUCGGAACAUUUACAACAGCGCAUCUCAGUGGCCCCCAAAUAACUGGAGACACAGCAAGCCAUACGUACCGCCGGAAGCCCCCAUGUCCAUGUGCAAGGAGUACAUCGGCAGCGAAAUAUCCCAGUUUUUUCCAGUACCACCGGAACACCCAAUACUGGAACUCUCAGACGGCAACACAAGCCGCCAGAGACCAGAGUGGAAACAGAACCAGCCACCAAAUACCUGGGAGCGGGAAGCAGCACCCGGAAUGUAUGGGAACGAGUUGAAGAACGACUGCUACCACGAAAUCUACCGCGGAAUAUCCGAGCUUCCACCGGAACCUUCUAGACAGAGACCACUGGCAGGUACCCUGGCAGGUGGCAAUCGGAACAUUUACAACAGCGCAUCUCAGCGGGCAUCAAAUAAUUGGGGACGCAUAGAGCCAUACGUGCCGCCGGAAGCCAUGUCCAAGUGCAAGGAGUACAUUGGCAGCGAAAUAUCCCAGUUUUUUCCAGUACCACCGGAACACCCAAUACUGGAACUCUCAGACGGCAAAACAAGCCGCCAGAGACCAGACUGGAAACAGAACCAGCCACCAAAUACCUGGGAGCGGGAAGCAGCACCCGAAAUGUAUGGGAACGAGUUGAAGAACGACUGCUACCACGAAAUCUACCGCGGAAUAUCCGAGCUUCCACCGGAACCUUCUAGUGAGAGACCACAGGCAGGUACCCUGGCAGGUGGCAAUCGGAACAUUUACAACAGCGCAUCUCAGCGGGCAUCAAAUAAUUGGGGACGCAUAGAGCCAUACGUGCCGCCGGAAGCCAUGUCCAAGUGCAAGGAGUACAUUGGCAGCGAAAUAUCCCAGUUUUUUCCAGUACCACCGGAACACCCAAUACUGGAACUCUCAGACGGCAACACAAGCCGCCAGAGAACAGAGUGGAACCAAAAGCAAGGUGUCGCCACCGAUAUAGUCUUCAAAAACAAAUGGAUUGUCUUAGCAAAGGCAAAGGAAUCUGGACGCCGCGAGGUUCCAAUACCCUGGGCACAACGAGUGGCAGAGGCACGCAGGGAGCAGAAAAUUCAAAUUUUAAAGACCCCGGAGCCAGCCAAUGCUCCGUUAACAACGCCAGCGCGUUGUGUGCCGAAGGAGCUGCAGCAGGUGGAUCGCAUGACGUCGGCGGACUUUCGGCACGACUACGCCGCCCAUCUGCAGAACAUGCGCAUGCGGCUGAAGGACCAGGAGUACGUGUACUACUUCGAGAAGGUCAUCAGGGAGAACGCGCACCUGUUCAAGGGGCGCGUCAUCCUCGUGCUGUCUUGCGGAGUGGGCACCCUGGCGCUGAUGGCCGCCCGCUACGGCGAGGCGAAGCGCGUGUAUGCGGUGGAUCGCUCGAUGGUGACCAACUAUGCGGAGCUGGUGGUGAAGCAGAACCAUUACGAGAGCACCGUGAAGGUGCUGCAUGGUCGCGUGGCCGAGCUGCAACUGCCCGAGCAAGUGGACGGGAUUGUGUGCAACUGGAUGGGCCAGUCGCUGCUCUGGGACUCGGAGAUCCUCGAGGUGCUGGAGGCGCGUGAUCGCUGGCUGAAGAGCGAUGGCUUCAUCCUGCCCGAUUUGGGGGAUCUCUAUCUGCUGGGAAGCGCGGAGCCCGGGCUGAAGGCUCUCUCCAACUGGUGGUAUCACUUGUACGGCUUCAACAUGAGCGCCAUGCGUCAGUAUGCCCUCUCCGAGUUUCGGUUCGCCGAGACCAAAUGCGAACGCGUCCUCACCCUUGCCCAUCGCGUGCUGAAGCUCGAUUUGAUGAGCGCCACCAAGGAGGAUCUCCACGUUGAUCGGGAGAUUCGCCUGAAGGUCAUCCAGGAUGGGUACUUGGAGUGUUUUACGCUGUACUUUGAUGUGACGUUCAGCCGAUGCCAUCGUAAACGCAGGUUCAGCUGCAAUCCCUGUUUCAACAAGAGCCACGAUUCGCUCUGGCUGCAGACCGCUCUCUUCGUCGAGAGCCCCUUUGUGCUCCGCGAGAACCUUUUCUACGGUGGUAGCUUCAUCUUCCGCCCCCUCAAGGGUCAGGGCUUCGACUUGAAACAGAUGGAGAUCAUCAUCAAGCUGUUUGUGAGCGAGCGACCCGAGGGGGAGAUGGCGGAGUGCUUUGGCAAUCGUUUGGUGGCAAAGCGCUGGGUGAUGCUGGACCGCUAUCUGACGGUGGCCGAAGUGCAUAGCUGCCAGGAUGCAGAAUAUUGA
Molecule: messenger RNA, 2712 nt
Organism: Drosophila guanche
Lineage: Eukaryota; Metazoa; Arthropoda; Insecta; Diptera; Drosophilidae
Exons: 2
Coding region: 52-2712 (886 amino acids)
Biological process (GO): peptidyl-arginine methylation
Molecular function (GO): protein-arginine N-methyltransferase activity
Source: RefSeq, a predicted model, not a curated record